AUGCCCCCAGUUGCCCGCCCGAGUGCCUGGCUGCAAGUCGGCCGAGAGCUCGACGUUCCCCGCAAGCACAGCUUCCCCCCGGACCCCUUUAGCCCGAGACGUCACCGUCCCCGUCCUCAAAAAUUCCACGUCCGGUCCAACUGUCUCUUCCUCGCCAGAGACUUCCGGCUCCCUUCGUGCAUACUCUCCUUCAUCAUGAGCCAAGGCAAACUGACCGGCGCCGCCGUCGCCGACCACAACUCCAAGGACUCAUGCUGGGUCAUCGUGCACGGCAAAGCAUACGAUGUCACCGAGUUCCUCCCUGAACACCCGGGCGGCCAGAAGAUCAUCCUCAAGUACGCCGGCAAGGAUGCGACCGAAGAGUUCGACCCGAUCCAUCCCCCAGACACCCUCGACAAGUUCCUCGACCCUUCCAAACACCUGGGCGAGGUCGACAUGGCCACCGUGGAGCAGGAGGAGAAGGUUUUCGACCCGGAGGAAGCCGACCGCCAGGAGCGCAUCACGCGCAUGCCGCCGCUGGCCGCCUGCUACAACCUGAUGGACUUUGAGGCCGUGGCCCGCCAGAUCAUGAAGAAGACCGCCUGGGCCUACUACUCCAGUGGUGCCGACGACGAAAUUACAAUGCGAGAGAACCAUGCCGCCUUCCACAAGAUUUGGUUCCGACCGCGGAUCCUAGUGGACGUAGAGAACAUCGACAUGACCACCACGAUGCUGGGCGCCAGGUGCUCGAUCCCCUUCUAUGUCACGGCCACGGCGCUGGGCAAAUUGGGCCACCCGGAGGGCGAAGUCGUGCUCACCAAGGCCGCGCACCGCCACAACGUGGUCCAGAUGAUCCCAACCCUGGCCUCCUGCUCCUUCGACGAGAUCGUCGAUGCCAAGCAGGGCGAGCAGGUCCAGUGGUUGCAGCUGUACGUGAACAAGGACAGGGAGAUCACCCGGAAAAUCGUGGAGCACGCCGAGAAGCGCGGGUGCAAAGGUCUCUUCAUCACCGUCGAUGCGCCCCAGCUGGGACGCCGUGAGAAGGACAUGCGAUCCAAGUUUUCCGAUGCCGGCUCGAACGUGCAGUCCGGCGACGACAGUGUCGAUCGAUCCCAGGGCGCUGCCCGUGCCAUCUCCUCCUUCAUUGACCCGGCCCUGUCCUGGAAGGAUAUCCCGUGGUUCAAAUCGAUUACCCGCAUGCCCAUUGUCCUCAAGGGCGUGCAAUGUGUGGAAGACGUGCUGCGGGCUGUCGAGGCAGGCGUCGACGGCGUGGUCCUCUCCAACCACGGCGGUCGCCAGCUGGAAACGGCCCGCUCGGGCAUUGAGGUCCUCGCCGAGGUCAUGCCGGCCUUGCGGGAGCGUGGCUGGGAGAAGCGCAUCGAGGUCUUUGUGGAUGGUGGCGUGCGCCGUGCGACGGAUAUUCUCAAGGCCCUUUGCUUGGGCGCCAAGGGCGUUGGCAUCGGUCGGCCGUUCCUGUAUGCGAUGUCGUCCUACGGAUUGGACGGUGUGGAUCGCGCUAUGCAGCUGCUGAAGGAAGAGAUGGAGAUGAAUAUGCGUCUCGUCGGAGCGAGCCGGAUUGAGGAUCUGAACCCCAGCCUGUUGGACACUCGCGGUCUGCUGGCCGGCCACUCGGGCGUCAUUCCUUCCGACACCCUCGGCCUCCGAGCCUAUGAUCCACUGGAGGCGCCUCGGUUCAACGAGAAGCCCAAGCUGUAA
Penicillium argentinense is the source of this 1695-nucleotide messenger RNA. RefSeq names its product L-lactate dehydrogenase (cytochrome). The record is from RefSeq and is a predicted model, not a curated record. Gene Ontology annotation, biological process: lactate metabolic process. The transcript is spliced from 3 exons. Bases 1 to 1695 code for a protein of 564 amino acids. Lineage: Eukaryota; Fungi; Ascomycota; Eurotiomycetes; Eurotiales; Aspergillaceae. Gene Ontology annotation, molecular function: heme binding; L-lactate dehydrogenase (cytochrome) activity.